CAACGGGGCGUGCAAUUGUUCCGAAGGAUGGAGUGGAGUUAGAUGCCAAGAAGACAUUAAUGAGUGCGAUACUAACACGUGCCCGGAUAACUCAAAAUGUGUCAAUACGGAAGGAUCAUUCUACUGCAAAUGUGACGUAGGUUAUUUCACGACCAGUGAUGGAACUUGUCAAGGUUGUCGACAGAAUACAUUUGGUUAUGAGUGCAACAGCACGUGCGCCUGUACAAUUGACAGCACACAGUUAUGUAAUGCUACAAACGGUUCGUGUAAAUGUAAGACUGGUUGGCAAGGAGACACGUGCAGUGAAGAUAUUGACGAAUGUGCAGCCGGAACGUUUGUUUGUCCAGAAAACUCCACGUGUGAUAAUACAGACGGCUCAUACAAAUGUAAUUGUGUACCUGGAUACGUUAAAACCGGUGGCGCAUGUAGAGAAUGUGAUGGCUUUUCAUAUGGACAAGACUGCGCUACGCCAUGCGGGUGUAACUUUAAUAACGCGCGAUCAUGUCAUCACGUGACUGCAGAAUGUUCUUGUAGACCAGGUUGGACAGGACAAUUCUGCGUUGAUGAUAUUGACGAAUGCUCGGUUAAUCCGUGCACAACCACUCAUAAAACAGUUUGUGAAAACAGCUUUGGUUCCUAUUCCUGCGGUUGUGUAGAUGGCUUUGAACUUGCUGAUAAUGGAACAUGCAUUGAUAUCGACGAGUGUGAUAAAGGCACCGAUGAUUGUUUACAGAGUUGCACCAAUACCAUUGGCUCCUUUAAUUGUUCUUGUGAUGUUGGUUAUUCCGGAACAGGAAGUAACUGUACCAUCUGUCCAGAUGGUAAUUACGGUGAACACUGCACGGAAACCUGUGAUUGCGACAAUGACAACACCGUGUCAUGUGACUCUGUCAACGGGGCGUGCAAUUGUUCCGAAGGAUGGAGUGGAGUUAGAUGCCAAGAUGACAUUAAUGAGUGCGAUACUAACACAUGUCCGGAUAACUCAAAAUGUGUCAAUACUGAAGGAUCAUUCUACUGCAAAUGUGACGUAGGUUAUUUUACGACCAGUGAUGGAACUUGUCAAG
This is a messenger RNA of Ruditapes philippinarum (Manila clam), 1064 nucleotides long. RefSeq names its product multiple epidermal growth factor-like domains protein 10. Gene Ontology annotation, molecular function: calcium ion binding. Gene Ontology annotation, biological process: cell communication. The record is from RefSeq and is a predicted model, not a curated record. Lineage: Eukaryota; Metazoa; Mollusca; Bivalvia; Venerida; Veneridae. Gene Ontology annotation, cellular component: membrane.